Molecule: messenger RNA, 968 nt
Organism: Cajanus cajan (pigeon pea)
Lineage: Eukaryota; Viridiplantae; Streptophyta; Magnoliopsida; Fabales; Fabaceae
Cellular component (GO): myosin complex
Molecular function (GO): cytoskeletal motor activity
Source: RefSeq, a predicted model, not a curated record
CGUAACCACUCCCAUCAAACCCUUCCUUUCUUUCUGUUUUCUGGAACAAAGACAAACAGAGCGAUUGAGGAUGUCGAGGCAAACCCAGGUCGAGGAUUCCAAAUCUCAACCACCCCAAAACGGCGACGUUCCAGACGAUGAUUCGUCUCCCGUUUCACAGGACCAACCGCAGGAUCAAGAGAAGAUCCGUAAACGGGACUACAUCGACCUCCCUUCACACCCCUACAUUAUGAAGAUUUUGAACAAGCAAGGGGACCAGAUUGUUCUAUUUGCGGAUAAAGUUUGGAAGUUCACGGGUUCAGGGAAGAUGAAAUGCCGCUUCAUGUUAAUUACGGAUUUUGCAGUUUACAUUGUCGACCCUGAGACCGAUUCCCUUAAACGGAGGAUAGCCCUUGCAGCGGUUGAGAAGAUUUGUCUCAGUGAACUAAGUGAUAACUUUCUUGCAGUAAUAGUUCCUACGGAGUAUGAUUUACUUAUAGCUAGUGCUAGAAAGAAUGAAAUCAUCACUGCCUUUGUUGAAGCUUAUGAGCUCGAUGUCGUUCCUUCCAAUAGGUUUCAGUAUAAUGCUGCAUCUGACUUGGUCAAGGAAAUUGAAUUUGAGGAAGUUGAAGGGGGUGUGAAAACAAGAAUUUUGAGGAAGUGAAUCUCAUUUGUAUUUCCGUGAUACUGUCUGUAAACUUGGUAGGAGAUACAUACAGGAAAUGAUUAUUGAGCAAUUGUGUAGGAAAGGUUCUUUUGGGUAUAGCGUUUCCUUUUCCAAAGGUUAAUUGCAAUAUUAUUCUUAUAUUAGAAAAUUUAAAAGAGCAGAAAUAUAUACAUGGUUUAAGCUACAACUUUAAACCAGAUUCAGCUGGAUGUAUUCCUAUUUCGUAUGUAGCCUGUGUCCUUUGUGUUAGUCUUUAGCCAUUUAUUGUGGAAACUUCACGACUUCCUUCUGGUAUAUAUACAUUCAAUCACUUGCUCAUCAA